Chaetomium fimeti is the source of this 1677-nucleotide messenger RNA. Its product is annotated as major facilitator superfamily domain-containing protein. NCBI's taxonomy places the organism in Eukaryota, Fungi, Ascomycota, Sordariomycetes, Sordariales, Chaetomiaceae. The transcript has 11 exons. Bases 1 to 1677 code for a protein of 558 amino acids. Gene Ontology annotation, biological process: transmembrane transport. The record is from RefSeq and is a predicted model, not a curated record. Gene Ontology annotation, cellular component: membrane. Gene Ontology annotation, molecular function: transmembrane transporter activity.
AUGGCUACCGUAUUUAUUCGAAACAACGCUUCCAAGGCCGAGAGGGAUCGUGACAGCAAGUCAGGCCCGGAUGCCUCAAGCACGUCUGUGAACACAGUCCCACCUCUCGGAGAAGCCAUCCAGGCGAAGCGGUUCUGGUUCCAGAGGACCAGAUCCGUUUUCGAUGACCCGGAAACGGCGAAGCAAUAUCAGCCGCCCCCUGAAUGGGAGAACACCCAUCGCUUCGAUCCACUCGAGCGAUGGACCUGGCGUGAGGAGUACCAGCUGGUGCGCAAGGUCGAUUGGCGAAUCAUGGUGUGGACCUGCAUCAUGUUUAUGGCUCUCGAGCUCGAUAGGGCGAAUAUUUCCCAGGCGUUGACAGAUGACUUCCUCCCGGACCUCGGACUGACCACCAACGACUACAAUCUCGGCAAUACUAUUUUUCGCCUCUCCUUCCUCUGCGCUGAGCUCCCGUCCCAGCUGGUAUCCAAGUGGGUGGGACCGGACCGCUGGAUACCGUCCCAGAUGACUCUCUGGAGCAUUGUUGCGAGUUGCCAGUUCUUCCUAUCCGGCCGCACGUCGUUCCUUGUCUGCCGCUGCUUUUUGGGGAUAUUGCAGGGGGGGUUUAUUCCAGACGUGAUCCUUUACCUCUCAUACUUCUACAAGCACCAUGAGCUCACUAUACGACUGGCUUUCUUUUGGACCGCCAUGAGCAUCGCCGAUAUUUGCUCGUCCCUUCUUGCGUAUGGUAUUCUGCAUAUGCGGGGUGUCCAGGGUCACUCUGGCUGGAGGUGGCUGUUUUUAAUAGAGGGCCUGAUGACGCUUGUUAUUGGACUUUUCGCCUUUUUGUUGAUGCCAGCUGGGCCAUGCCAGACUGCGAGCUGGUUUCGUGGCAAGAAGGGGUGGUUCAACGAGCGCGAGCAGAAGAUCAUCGUGAACCGGGUCUUGCGGGACGACCCGAACAAGAGCGACAUGCACAACCGCCAGCCCAUCACGCCUAGGCUGCUGUGGCAAAGCCUCAAGGACUACGAUCUUUGGCCGUUGUAUAUGCUGGGGCUCACGUUUCAGGUGCCAAUGAUUCCACCGAAUCAGUAUCUGACCCUGACCCUCCGGGGAUUGGGAUUCGACACCUUUCAGACCAACUUGCUGACGAUGCCCCUCACCGUCGGCCAUAUAAUCACUAUGCUCUUAGUAGCCUACCUCGCCGAGGUAACGGGCCAGUUGACACUGGUGGCUGGUAUCGGCCAGAUAUGGGUCCUGCCGUUUCUGAUCUACCUGAAUGCCGUCGACUUGGCGAAUGUGAAUAGAUGGGUAAUUUACGCGGUAACCACAUUGCUGCUAAGCUAUCCCAAUGCACACCCAAUCCAAGUCGGAUGGAACUCCCGCAACUCGAACACUGUCCGGUCUCGUACCGUGUCCGCGGCAUGCUACAACAUGUUUGUUCAAGCGAGCUCUGUCACUGCUGCCAACAUCUACCGAGCCGAUGACGCACCUUACUACCGGCGCGGGAACCGGCAGCUCCUUGGGAUACUUUGCAUGAACAUUGUGCUGUACGGUCUAGUGAAGACGUACUACGUACUCAGGAACAAACAGAAGGACAGGAAAUGGGAUGCAAUGACGCCGGAGGAGAGGUUGGACUAUCUGGCUACCACUACUGACCAGGGCAACAAGAGGCUGGACUUCAGAUUCCAGCACUAG